AUGGCUGGGAUGGCAAGCGCACCACUAUCCAUGCAGGAGAAGUCACCAUGGCACUCUCCUGUGCCCUACUUAUUCGGAGGUCUUGCUGCGAUGUUAGGUCUUAUCGCCUUCGCCCUUUUCAUUCUAGCUUGCUCUUACUGGAAGCUCUCGAGUCGUCUCAGCAACGGCGAUGAGACGCCGGGGAGCGACCUCGAAGCCGGUGAGGAGCCAGCCGGAAACGUGAAAGCACAAGUGUUUGAUGAAAAGUGUCUGGUUAUCAUGGCGGGACAAGAAAAACCUACUUAUUUGGCUACGCCUAUGUGGAGUAGAGCCACUUCAUUUGAUAGCAACACUAGUUGUAGCACUGAUUACUGA
Molecule: messenger RNA, 354 nt
Organism: Daucus carota subsp. sativus
Lineage: Eukaryota; Viridiplantae; Streptophyta; Magnoliopsida; Apiales; Apiaceae
Product: protein GLUTAMINE DUMPER 3-like
Exons: 1
Coding region: 1-354 (117 amino acids)
Biological process (GO): regulation of amino acid export
Source: RefSeq, a predicted model, not a curated record